This is a messenger RNA of Labrus mixtus (cuckoo wrasse), 5289 nucleotides long. Its product is annotated as disintegrin and metalloproteinase domain-containing protein 12-like. NCBI's taxonomy places the organism in Eukaryota, Metazoa, Chordata, Actinopteri, Labriformes, Labridae. Gene Ontology annotation, biological process: proteolysis. The coding region runs from base 422 to 3295 and encodes 957 amino acids. The transcript has 23 exons. Gene Ontology annotation, molecular function: metalloendopeptidase activity. The record is from RefSeq and is a predicted model, not a curated record.
GAGCGCGUCUUUGAAGCACAUGGUCCCCACUCAUAAGACAACACUUCUCUCCCCAGUAAUUGCUCUGGAAUUGAUGUCAUUCCAGUGGGCGACUGAGACAGCAGCGGUUUGUGAAUUUCUUAAUGUUUUCAUCGCUCGCGAUCUACUUCACUUUAAACACUUUUCUUUUCGCGAGGCAGCUUCUGACUCGGACACCUCUGAAUGGGGAAAGUGCAAGGAGCUGAAUCAGCUGUCGUCGGGAUUUCCUAAAAGCACCCCUCAUUGACUUGAUCAUAUUUCAGGAAGUGGUUUUAUUUUUUUGUGUGUGUGUGUGUGUGGGGGGGUUCUUGCACAUCAGCUGUUGGAGGACUGUCACGGUUGUAUGAUGGUCGUGCAGCAGUGAAACAGUUGGUCAGUCCCGUCCACGCUUCAGCCGGGCAUCAUGAAUCCCGGGUGCCGGAGUCUGAAGUUUAUUUUGACAGCACUUCAGGCUUUGUCUGUCACUGUGUCGCUGUGUGACAGUGCGCUCUCCCAACCUACGGAAGGGAAUCUUGUGGGUCCGACUGUUCAACACAGACCAACAGCCAAGCAGAAACACUAUGGGACCACAGUACCUCUGCAGUUUGUUGGACAAGACUGGAAACCAAUCAGCCAGCUCAAACCCCAGAGUCACCCUGCAUCACUGAAGCUCCUGAUUGAAGCGGAAGGUGAACAGCUGCUCUUGGCUCUGGAGAAAAACGAGGGCCUGUUUGCAAGUAACUAUACAGAAACCCAUUACCUGGAAGAUGGCAAUGCCUACAUUGGCUCUCACAACUUCACGGCAAACUGUUACUACCACGGCGAGGUGGUGGGUCAUGCCAACUCAGACGUCAGCCUCAGUACUUGUUCUGGCGUGAAGGGUUUCAUAUCCCUCGAAGGCAAAUCCUAUGUACUGGAACCAUCUGCUGACCACUUUGAUGGGACUCACUGGAUCUACACAGCUGAACACCUCAAUUUUACUCCUGGCACCUGUGGCCAUGAUUUCAACAUAUCCUCUCCUGUUGAAGAUGCAGACGGCAGUCCUUUCACAGCUUUCAGGACAAGGCACAAACGCCACGUCCAGACUACGACCAAGUACGUGGAGCUGAUCAUCGUGGCUGACAACAGAGAGUUUCAGAAGCAAGGCAAGGACAUGGAGAAGGUCAAACAGCGGCUGGCUGAGAUCGCCAAUUACGUGGACAAGUUCUACAGGGCUCUGAAUAUCCGCGUGGCCCUGGUGGGCCUGGAGGUGUGGAGUGAUGUGGACAAGUGUCCCGUCACCCAGGACCCCUUCACCACCUUGCACGAGUUCCUCGACUGGAGGAAAGUAAAGCUGCUGCCUCAGAAGCCACAUGACAACGCCCAGCUAAUCAGUGGGGUCUAUUUCCAGGGCACCACUAUUGGUAUGGCACCUAUCAUGAGUAUGUGCACAGCCGAGCAGUCAGGAGGAAUUGUGAUGGACCAUUCGGACAACCCCCUGGGUGCUGCAGUCACACUUGCCCAUGAGCUCGGACACAACUUUGGAAUGAACCAUGACACGCCAGAGAGGGGAUGUGGUUGCAGAGUCACAGUGGAUCGUGGAGGCUGCAUUAUGACUCCCUCCACGGGGUAUCCUUUCCCCACGGUGUUUAGCAGCUGCAGCAAAAAGGACCUGACGGCCAGUUUUGAAAAAGGCGUCGGGAUGUGUCUGUUCAACAUGCCCGAGGUCAAGGUGCUCUACGGCGGGCAGAAAUGUGGCAACGGCUACGUGGAGGAGGGAGAGGAGUGCGACUGUGGAGAACUUGAGGAAUGUAUGAAUCCCUGCUGCAAUGCUACCACCUGCACUCUGAAGGGAGAUGCUGUUUGUGCACACGGACAAUGCUGCCAGGACUGCCAGCUGAAGCCAGCAGGAACUCCGUGCCGUGAAUCCAGUAACUCAUGUGAUCUUCCCGAGUUCUGCACGGGUACCAGCCCUAACUGCCCCUCCAACGUCUACCUACACGACGGCCACGCCUGCCACAGCGUGGACGGCUACUGCUACAACGGCAUCUGCCAGACCCACGAGCAGCAAUGUAUCACACUGUGGGGCCAAGGAGCAAAGCCAGCUCCAGGUAUCUGCUUUGAAAGAGUCAACUCAGCAGGAGACCCCUAUGGCAACUGUGGCAAGGACUCCAAAGGCUCCUUUGCCAAAUGUGAAGCUAGAGAUGCUAAAUGUGGCAAAAUCCAGUGUCAAGGAGGAGCUAACCGCCCAGUAAUUGGUACCAACGCUGUUUCCAUAGAAACAAACAUCCCCUUGCAGGAAGGCGGGAGGAUUCUGUGCAGAGGAACACACGUCUACCUGGGGGAUGACAUGCCCGACCCCGGUCUGGUGCUCAUGGGGACCAAGUGUGGAGAUGGAAUGAUGUGUCUAAACCGUCAGUGCCAGAAUGUCAGUGUUUUCGGUGUGCACGAUUGUUCAGCCAAGUGCAGCAGUCGGGGGGUGUGCAACAACAACAAGAACUGUCACUGUGAGGCUCACUGGGCGCCGCCUUUCUGUGACAAGACGGGCUUUGGAGGGAGCGUGGACAGUGGACCCAUUAGAUUAGCAGACAGCAGGAAUCUGACUGUGGGCAUCCUGGUCGCUCUCCUCACUGUCCUGGGAGCUGCUCUGAUCAUCUGCAUCAAGAGAAAAAGCCUCCUCGGCCUCCUCUUCACCAGCAAGAAGAACCAUCUGGAGAAGCUCAGAUCAGUGAGCGGUGCGAUCAGCGGACCAUCCCCUCUUAACCAGCCCCCGUCUGCGAGCACGUCUCCGUCACGGCCGGCUCCGCCCGUCCCCCACGGCGCCACCAUCUUCAAGCCUCCUCACCGGGGGCCCGAGGCGCUGCUCCCGCCAGCCCCUUACCCCUCCCACCACAGCCUGCACAGACUGCCCCUGUGCCCUCCAGUUCACCUCAGCCACCCGGUCCCCCUGUCUCUCACCUUGUCCCUCUCCCCCGGCCCCGCGCAGCCAAGACCUCCUGUGCCUCCGCCUCACAUCCACGUCGCACCCCGCGGGGCGCCGUUUCGAAACACGUCACGCCAUAACUCCUGCAGGAUGGUCAUGGAGUUGGAGAAGCCCAGCCCUCCUCAGAAACCACUUCCAGCUGACCCAAGGAGCUCUCGCCUGAUUCGAAGUCCCUCUGUAGUCCAAGGGCCAAGGGCAGCAGUUUGUGGCCCUUCAGCCGUAUCUAUUGUACCCAGACCUGUGCGCCCUCUCCCACGCCCGAACAGACCCAAUCCCAAGCAGCCCCCAACACUACCAAAGCCUUGCAUAAUUGCCAACAUCAAAUACAGCAGCUGAGACUUUGGACCAAGGGGACAUUGUUGUGAUAAGACACUUAGAAAAGAAAAAGAAAAAAGAAAUUUGCACUAUGAAAACUCUGAAAACCUUAAAAAGAUGUCGGCUUCUCUGAGGAUCAGUAGACGUGCCGUGUCCCUUUUGGUGCUCUGUCUCUGAAUGGUGCUACGAGUCUGAGCUCAGGUACAUGUAAAGUAUUUAUAUUCUGUAUUUAUUGCCACGCAGUGCACUGUGCCAGACACUUUUACUACACGGAAGCAACAUAGGUUUGAAAUUUGUGUUUUACAGCAUUUUCUUUUUAUCAAUUGUUCAUCAAGACGAGUGAUAGGAGAUUUUCAUAAAACAAAACAAAAAACACAAAUCUGUGAAAUUGUGAUUGCAGGAAUGUUUUUGAGAAAUGUCUUUUAAUGAAGGGAACACUUUACAUCUUUAUUUUACCGUUUUGUUCCCAUAACUUUAUGAGGAGAAAAAGAGAUGUGUGCAAUGACUUCACUUGAGAACACUUGAUUGUGAAGAUAAUAAAUUUUUUCCCUGAAGGUUAAUGCUCUGUGUAGCAGCUUUGAGCCAGUCUGACGAGGCUUGAAACAACCACAGAAGAAGAAAACAAAAAAAAAAGUGGUUUUGCUGCAUCUGUUCUGACUAGUUUUCUACGAAUGUGGAGACCAGGCGGCUCAAGUUGUGUUUGAAUUCCUCUGCACAUAGGAAGGAAAUAAUGAAAUGUCACUGAUUUCUGUUUGAUUUAACAAGCCGUGAGAGGCUCACUUUGGGGAUGUGGGUACCAGAGUAUGAGCUCAAGGAAAUCAAGGAAACGUUCAUCCCGCAGAGAGCGUCUUUGAAAUCUUGCUCUGCUUUGACCGAAAAAGUGUCAAAAUGUGUUUUUGACUAUUUCCCUGUGUGCCUGUCUACGCUGAGGACUUUGUGUGAUCAAAUCAUGGAAUCAACGAGGACUUUCUCAAGGCGUCAUGGAGGCACUCUAGAGAACUCUAAAUGGGUGAUGUAGGGUUUUAGAAUCUGUGAUGGGACAUAAAGGACGUAUGCACUUAUCUUGCAGUUAUUCAUUUUCUAGUAUUCUACCUUUUUAUUUAGCUUUUGUUUAUUUUAACUCAUUUAACAUGCCAGACUCAAACUCAUGCAUAAAUCAGAUUUCUGGUAAUUAAAGGUCACCUAUUACACUUUUUUUCAACAAGUUUAAAUAAGUCUCCGAGGUCCCCAAAACAUGUCUGUGAAGUUUCUUGCUCAAAAUCCACUAUGAUCCUCUAUUUCAGCCCUGCUCAGAACAGGCUGUUUCUGUGUCUGUAGCUUUAAAUGCAAGUGAGCUGUGUUCAACCACGCCCCUCUCUGGAAGGCCUAGGGUGGCUUGGGCUUUCUUGCACCAUGCCCAAUUGUUGACAGUGAGAAGGCGGACUCAGAGGGCAGAACAAACACCUAGCUGUGGGAGGGUCAUACCACCUGGGGGAGGGGUUACUUCCCUUUGUGAUGUCACAAAGUGAAAUCUCCAAACAGGGAAAAGGCAAAGGAGGAUGGACUUUUCUCAUAAUUGGGGGUUUGUAAACGGACUAGGGACACGUUAGUGUUUCGAAAAACAUGGUAGAGUGUAUUUUUCAUAAUAUGUGACCUUUAAACAGUGCUUUGUUCAUCAGAAAAAAAUGCAGACUUAUUGUUUAACUGGAUUGCCAUGCAGCAUAUAUUCACUUUUCAUCAAAGCAACAUUUCCUUUAAAGCCCAGCUCUUGUUAAAAAAAAUGUGUUGGCUGAUAUCUGACUUUUGUUACUUUUUAUACUGUUCUCUUUUUAAUACUACACUACGUGUACAUGCCUUGCUUUGUUUAUAUGCUUCUUUUUCAAUGCUCUGUGUGUCCUUGUACAAACAGGCAGUCACCUGACUGCACCUUUUUGUCCAUUUAAGUUCUUUUAUGUUGUGUUACAGGUGAACACAUGUCUAUGGAAAAUGCUUUUUUUAUAUGAUUGUUUGAUACAUCAUAAAAACUUCAAAUGUCA